AUGUCGGUAGGAAAUCGUAUGGUACCCAGUCUAAACAGAAUAAGACCAGAACACCUGAAGAACCUCCCGCCAGUAUUCAUCAACACUCUGGCGAGGCUCUUCACACGAUAUCUGUCGGAAUGCAAGAUUCCUAAACAGUGGAAGACCAGCGAGGCCGUGUGGUUGAAUAAGAAAGGAGAUCCACAUGACAUCGGCAACUAUAGCCUAAUCGUAUUGAUUUUUAUCGCAAACAUCGACUCUUUCGAACGGCUUACGACUCGAAUUGGACGUCUGCGGAUGAGAAGAUGUGGUCCAACACCAGCUUUGACUAUCUUCGUCGCUUACGCUCCAACAUCAAGCCACGAAGAAGAAGAAGUAGAAGCUUUCUAUAUGGACCUGGAGAAGUUCUACCGAGAAGAUCAUGCCUUCUACAAGGACAUAAAUGGCGAUUUCAACGCCAAAGUUGGCCCAAGAUGA
This is a messenger RNA of Necator americanus (New World hookworm), 456 nucleotides long. RefSeq lists its product as uncharacterized. The record is from RefSeq and is a predicted model, not a curated record. The transcript has a single exon. The coding region runs from base 1 to 456 and encodes 151 amino acids. Lineage: Eukaryota; Metazoa; Nematoda; Chromadorea; Rhabditida; Ancylostomatidae.